Molecule: messenger RNA, 2206 nt
Organism: Melanotaenia boesemani (Boeseman's rainbowfish)
Lineage: Eukaryota; Metazoa; Chordata; Actinopteri; Atheriniformes; Melanotaeniidae
Exons: 11
Coding region: 162-1559 (465 amino acids)
Source: RefSeq, a predicted model, not a curated record
AUACGGAGGAGAGGAGGAUAGUGAGGAAGACAGAGUGGAUAAAGGAGGAGAAGAAGAGAAGGAGGAGAGUGAAAAGCGCAGAGAAAGAGAUCCGGGGAGAAAUGCUCGCUGGACGGAUGGAUUUUAUUUUCCCCGACCUGUACGAGCCUCUGUAAAACAACAUGGGCUGCAUUGGAUCCCGGACGAUCACAGCGGAUGCGGUGCCGGUGCGGAAAGAUGGGGAUCAGCAUGGCCGUACCGAGUUUUCCUGGGAAGGAAUCAAUCUGUCCAUGGAGGACACUACUUCCAUUCUGCCUCGUCUCAAAAGGAAGUCCACCAACACCUAUGGGAUUGGUGCCCUGGCUAAGUCCUCUCUGACAGGUGUGUCAGGUGUAACGCGCUCCAUGAAAGACAAGGUGACCAAGCCCACUGCCAUGGCCCAGGGCCGUGUUGCACACAUGAUCGAGUGGCAGAGCUGGGGCAAACCAUCUGCAGGGCCACUCGGGGGUGCGGGACAUACCAACCUGCAGAGAGAAAAGGAGAGGAGGAUGGAGAACGAUGCUUACAGUGACCUUAGCGAUGGCGAGAAGGAGGCUCGUUUUGCUGCAGGCAUUAUGCAGCAGUUUGCAAUUUCUGAGGCGACUCUUUUUGGCUGGAACUCGAUGGACGGUGAGAGUAUGGGAGCUGGUUCCAACCAGGGGAGCGUCGCUCACCUGAGUGAGGUCAACCAGGAGAGCAUCACCAGCAGAGACCAGGUGCUCCAUCACUCCUCUGCGGAUGUCUGGCCUCACACCUACGUCUCACAGGGCCUAUACUGCCUGUCAUCCUCUGACGCCUGGGACCCAAUCACCAGCCAGCCCUCGGGCAUGGCCUCGCCUGCUGCAGGCUCCUACAUCAUGGCUGCUGGUGGAAGCAGCGGAGCAGGGUGUACGCCAGGGGAUGGGUAUGAGGGGACUGUAGGCAGCUAUCUUCAGCAACACCAGGCUCAGCUCGCCCUGCAGCAGCAUAGCCAGCUCCAACAGCUCCAACAGCUUCAUCAUUACCAGCAGCAACAGUUUCUGCAAUAUCAACAACAUCAGACUCUGGAGCACAGGCUACACAGUAACUCCCAUUCCCUCCAAGUUACUCCAAACAGCACCAUCCACAGCCUCGGUCCUCCCACACACCCUCGGAUAGCUGACCUGUGGGGGGCCGCACAGGUCGAGGCACAUCAGGUGGAGAUUGUCGGGCAGCUGAGUGCACAGAUGGCUGACAUGGCCGGAGGGCUGGUGGAAACAGUUGGAGAAGAGCCAGAGCCCGAGUCUGAAGGGAUCCCUGAGCAACACGAAGAGGAAGAGGAGUUGACGAGGGUAGAGGAGGUAACAUUAACCUUAGAGCCAGAGCCAUGCUCUCUGACACCAUCCCCGCUGAGGGAAGAUGCAUCUUCGACCAGAGGUUCAAGCCCAGGACUACCAGCACAGACCACCGAAUCUAUUGCAGACAGAAUACCAUUUGACGUCACGCCAUGUGUCGUCCAAUCAUUGGAAGAAAAAGAUGAGGAGGGGGAAGAGGGCUCCAUUGUUGUUGUUGCAACCAACUAAAACACACAGCCACACAAAGACUGACAGAAGCUGGACAUAAAUAUUCCAAUUAUCAAUCAAGCUAUUAUCCCAUCCCCUCCUUCUCCCAAAUAUUUACCCACCGUGAGUCAAAGGAAAUGUGAGGCGAGUUUUUCAGCUGGAAACGUGGGAUGUAAUGUAAACAAACUACACGCCAACAACCCCCAUCCCCCCAAUUUAUUAUGCGAAAUAUGGAAUACAACAAGACAAUGAACAAAUUUAAAUUAAGGUGAAUUCAGUGACUGCUGAAAUAAGCAAUGUGAAGAUAAAAUGGAUUAACAAAAGUUUGGACCAACUGGACCAAAGAGCCAGGACUGUGAGCCAAACGGGUUAAAUGGAUGGAUGCGUGAUUUUAACGUGAGCAAAAGAAAAGGUAGGACAAGAAGAAGAGGAAAGACAAGGGCCUUCCUAAAAAUUCUGUGCAAUACAACGAAUAUGGACAUAAAAAUGGGUCAGUAAAUAAUUCACAGUGCUUGCUCCAUGUUGCUUCCAGCAUUAGAAGGAUCCAAAAGACUGAAAGGCCAGAUAUACCUUAUUAGAGACAUACCUGAUAUGCUGAUAAAUUUGUUUUGGUUGGACUGAUGCGGAGCAGAGAUAUCUGGUUGAAGUAAACCUGAAAGUCGAAGUGA